Molecule: messenger RNA, 1356 nt
Organism: Haliotis rufescens (red abalone)
Lineage: Eukaryota; Metazoa; Mollusca; Gastropoda; Lepetellida; Haliotidae
Product: sodium-coupled monocarboxylate transporter 1-like
Exons: 9
Coding region: 26-1021 (331 amino acids)
Biological process (GO): transmembrane transport; sodium ion transport
Cellular component (GO): membrane
Molecular function (GO): symporter activity
Source: RefSeq, a predicted model, not a curated record
UCUUCUACUAACAAUUCCUGGAUAUAUGCUUACGGGUGUCAUUUGCGUAGUGGAAGGAAUUGUUGCAUAUGGCUACUACUAUCACAAACGAUGUGACCCAGUGGCGUCAAAACAACUGGCAAGUCCAAACCAGAUUGUUCCCUUGUUGAUCCUGGACCUCUUCCGGAGUAUGCCAGGGAUGUCAGGCUUGUUCUUGGCAGCUCUGUCGAGUGCUGCCCUCAGCACCAUAUCAUCCUUCCUCUCAGCCGUGGCGAAUAUCAUUUGGUAUGAUCUUGUGCAGCCAUGCAGACCAAAUAUGUCUGAAUUCAGAGGCGUUAUUGUUGCAAAAACGACAGUGGUGUUUACCGGUGGUCUGAGCUGUCUAGCGGCAAUUAUUGUCUCAUUCGUUGGAGCCAAAACACUCAUUCAGAUUGCUAAAACAUCCCUGGCUUUGACUCAGCAACCUUUGAUUGGAGUUUUCUAUUUAGGAGCACUAUUUCCCUUUGUCAACACGAAGGGAGCCAUUAUUGGACUUCUAACGGGUGUUGUGUUUAUGGCCUGGCUGACCAUAGGUUCAAUGUUCCAUGACAGUGGAGCACCAUCUUCCUACCUCCCCUUGGCGCCAGUUGACCAAUGUCCAAGUUUCAAUCUGUCCAUGCCGUCCCUCAACAUCACCAACAUGGAUAACUUCACCAAAACCCUUGGUCCAGAUUGCAGUUACCCAGGCGCUAAUAACAAGUCCGCCAUGGAGACAAUGUACAACAUUUCCUACACACUGUUCAGUGCCAUUGCAAUGAUAGUCGUCAUGCUGGUUGGGGUGUGUGCAAGUUUGAUAACAGGUGGAAACAAAACCCCGGUUGACCCACAGUGGCUGCUACAUCUUGAGGAUAUCCAAGUGCCGUGUAUACCCAACAGGGUGAGGCAGUAUUUCUGGCCGUCAAGAAAGUCCGGUCAGACUUACAAUGUGGCACUAACCAAGGAAAGCCCUGAGUCUCAAGAACUUAGAGUUGAAGCCACAGAGCUCAUCAAAGUAGAAUUGUAAAAUGAAUGGAAGUGUUUGAAACAUGCCAUUCUGCUUGGCGAAAUGAAACCACUUUAUUGAAAUAUUACGUUUGAUCGAUAUAUCAGAACAAAUUCCAUUUUUUUCAACGUUCUGCUAACCGGACAGGUUCAGUUAUCACGGAACCACAUGAAGUCAUCUAUUGACGUCAUAUAAUUCCAACGUCAUUUUAUAGCCUGGACAUCACCUCUGUCUCACUGAGAGUUCACGAACAUAAAGAAAAUACUGAUAACGUUUCUAUUUUGCAAUGUUCCAAACAUUGUGUUUUUAAACUGUUUUUAAUAUAUUACAAUAACAAUAAUUCAGUAUUCAUUAAA